Messenger RNA from Alternaria burnsii, 2079 nucleotides. RefSeq names its product vacuolar calcium ion transporter h(+) exchanger. NCBI's taxonomy places the organism in Eukaryota, Fungi, Ascomycota, Dothideomycetes, Pleosporales, Pleosporaceae. Gene Ontology annotation, biological process: intracellular calcium ion homeostasis; calcium ion transmembrane transport; translation. The coding region runs from base 1 to 2079 and encodes 692 amino acids. Gene Ontology annotation, cellular component: ribosome; fungal-type vacuole membrane. The record is from RefSeq and is a predicted model, not a curated record. The transcript has 7 exons. Gene Ontology annotation, molecular function: calcium:proton antiporter activity; structural constituent of ribosome.
AUGGCGCACCGUUCAAGAAGCUCGCGAGAUUAUCCUAGCGGCCAUGGGCACCGCUCAUCGCGAGAGCGACAAUAUACCACCGAGAAGACGACGCGCCGCGGCGACGACGAUCGCCGUGAUAGAUCCAGACGUCGCUCGGAACUGCCGCAGUACAAUCACAAUGGCCAUAGGGUGACCCCAGGCCUUCAUCCAGAGGGCGAAAGUGGUAGAAGGGGGUUCAAUCCAAUCAAAUUUCUUGUCAUCUCUGGCAGGAGUAGCAGCACGCCGUCCAUGCUAGUCAACUGCUUGUGGCCUAUCGUACCCAUUGCGAUCGCAUUCCACUUUGCGAAACCUGAAUGGCAUCUGGCAAUCUUCAUUACCAAUUACAUUGCUAUGUUGCCGUCAGCAAACAUGCUCGGCUUUGCUGGCCAGGAGUUCUCGCGCAAGAUGCCCAAUAAGGCUUUUGCCGUCGUCCUCGAGACAACAUUCGGUUCAAUCGUUGAAAUCAUUCUGUUCAUGGUCUUGAUAGGGACAUCCAAUGGCGACUCCAAUGUGCAGGUUAUUAAGGCUGCCAUCUUGGGAUCCAUUCUUGCCAAUCUGCUCCUCUGUCUCGGAACAUGCUUUAUCUUCGGCGGUCUCAAGAACGACCACCAAGAGUUCCAUCCUGCUGUUUCUGAGAACGGCAGUGGCUUGAUGCUUGUCGCUGCUACGGCACUGGUACUUCCUGCUGUCUUUUACGCAUACCUCUUCCAGAAUCCUGACUACAAUUUGACGACCGUCAACAUCCCAUACAACACUCGUCUGAUUUCCCGUGGCGUAGCCAUCAUAUCAAUCAUAGGCUACUUGGUCUACGUGUACUUCCAAACCGUAUCCCAUGAUGGUCUGCUCCACGAAAUUUACGAGGCGGACGAUCACAAGGACAAGGACCGCCACGAGGAGUUGGCGAAGCCCAAGCUUACCAUGACCGAAGUCAUCGUCGCCCUUCUCGUCUCCUUGACUUGCGUAUCGCUUGUCGCCAUUUCCCUCGUCCUCGAGAUCCCAUACAUUGUAGAAGAGCGGGGUGUCAGUGACGCCUUUGUCGGUCUUAUUCUUAUCCCACUUGUUGAGAAGAUCGCUGAACAUCUGCUCGCUAUCGACGAAGCCUACGACAACCAGAUCAACAUGGCUCUCGCUCAUGUUCUGGGUGCGUCUAUCCAGACUGCCUUGUUCAACGCACCGCUCGUAGUACUGGUUGGCUGGGGUAUCGGUGUCGGCAUGGACUACAACUUCGCAAUCUUCGACGCGGUCGCUUUGAUUCUUGCCGUUUUGGCGAUGGUGUUCGUGAACGUCAAAUGUCCCAGUUCCACGUUGGCGCUAAACCCCCUGCGACUAGCCUUGCGCACCGACCACCGCACACAUUACGCGAAUUAUCGAGCCGUCCUACCGACAUUUCUACUCUCCAGCGUCAAUCCAACUAACCCGACAGCCACCGCCCCUUCCCACGACAACCUCUUCUCCCAGCUCACACAACAAGUCGCCAAAAUGGGUCGCGUCCGAACUAAGACCGUCAAGAAGUCCGCCAAGGUCAUCAUUGAGCGUUACUACCCCAAGUUGUCGCUGGACUUCGAGACCAACAAGAGGAUCUGUGAUGAGAUCGCCAUCAUUGCCUCCAAGAGGCUCCGAAACAAGAUUGCCGGAUACACCACUCACUUGAUGAAGCGUAUCCAGCGCGGUCCCGUUCGUGGUAUUUCCUUCAAGCUCCAAGAAGAGGAGCGUGAGCGAAAGGACCAGUACGUCCCCGAGAUCUCCGCUCUCGACUUCACCCAGAACAGCGAGUCUGGCUCGCUCGACGUCGACCAGGAGACCAAGGACCUCCUCAAGUCCAUGGGCGUACUUCGACAGCAUCCCCACCAACGUCAUUGCCGUUUCCCAACAACAAGUUGUCGAGCGCGGUCCCCGCCGCUUCAACGACCGCCCCGCCCGCUCGUAGAUACGAAUGCGCAAGCGCGACCCGUCGGUCUCCCUUCUUCCUCCUUUCUCGGCUUACUGAAAAUAUGGUGUCUGGGAAAGGGUUUCUGCCACGACUAUGGCAUGGUUUUACGGCUAUAUACGGCGGCAUGA